Messenger RNA from Suncus etruscus (white-toothed pygmy shrew), 6049 nucleotides. RefSeq names its product 5'-3' exoribonuclease 1 (gene XRN1). Gene Ontology annotation, biological process: rRNA catabolic process; nuclear-transcribed mRNA catabolic process. Lineage: Eukaryota; Metazoa; Chordata; Mammalia; Eulipotyphla; Soricidae. The record is from RefSeq and is a predicted model, not a curated record. The coding region runs from base 55 to 5262 and encodes 1735 amino acids. The transcript is spliced from 43 exons. Gene Ontology annotation, cellular component: nucleus. Gene Ontology annotation, molecular function: 5'-3' RNA exonuclease activity; RNA binding.
GCGUUUGGUUUCGUUUUGUCGGGGCCGGGACAGCUGGUGGUGUUGACGGCCGAAAUGGGAGUCCCCAAGUUUUACCGCUGGAUCUCAGAGCGGUACCCUUGCCUCAGCGAGGUGGUGAAGGAGCAUCAGAUUCCUGAGUUUGACAAUUUGUACCUGGAUAUGAAUGGCAUCAUACACCAGUGCUCCCAUCCUAAUGAUGAUGAUGUCCACUUCAGAAUUUCCGAUGAUAAAAUCUUUACCGACAUUUUUCACUAUUUGGAGGUACUGUUUCGCAUUAUUAAGCCAAGGAAAGUGUUCUUCAUGGCCGUCGAUGGUGUGGCUCCUCGCGCAAAAAUGAACCAGCAGCGUGGCCGACGCUUUAGGUCAGCAAAGGAGGCAGAAGACAAAAUUAAAAAGGCGAUAGAAAAAGGAGAAAGUCUUCCUUCUGAGGCCAGAUUUGAUUCCAAUUGUAUUACACCAGGGACUGAAUUCAUGGCCAGGUUACACGAACAUCUGAAGUAUUUUGUAAAUAUGAAAAUUUCUACAGACAAGUCAUGGCAAGGAGUCACCAUCUACUUCUCAGGCCAUGAGACUCCAGGAGAAGGAGAACAUAAAAUCAUGGAAUUUAUCAGAUCCCAGAAAGCCAAACCAGAUCAUGAUCCAAACACCAGACACUGUCUUUAUGGUUUAGAUGCUGACCUGAUUAUGCUUGGAUUAACAAGCCAUGAAGCACAUUUCUCUCUUUUAAGAGAAGAGGUUCGGUUUGGAGGCAAAAAGACACAAAGGAUAUGUGCACCAGAAGAAACUACAUUUCACCUCCUACACCUGUCUUUAAUGAGAGAAUAUAUUGACUAUGAGUUUUCAUUAUUAAAAGACAAGAUCACAUUUCAAUAUGACAUUGAAAGGAUAAUAGAUGAUUGGAUUUUGAUGGGAUUUCUUGUUGGCAAUGAUUUUAUCCCCCAUCUACCUCAUUUACAUAUUAAUCAUGACGCACUUCCUCUUCUCUAUGGAACUUACAUCAGUGUCCUACCAGAACUCGGAGGCUAUAUCAAUGAAAGUGGACACCUCAACUUACCUCGUUUUGAGAAGUACCUUGUGAAACUAUCAGAUUUUGACCGGGAGCACUUCAGUGAAGUUUUUGUGGACCUAAAGUGGUUUGAGAGCAAAGUCGGUAACAAGUACCUCAAUGAAGCAGCAGGUGUGGCAGCUGAGGAAGCCAAGAACUACAAGGAAAAGAAAAAAUUAAAGGACCAGGAAAGUUUAUGUUGGGCUGCUUUAGACAAAAACAAAGAAGUGGCAGCUUCUAAGGAUAAUUUAGACGAUGAGCCUGAAGAUGAUGACCUGUUUGAAACAGAGUUUAGACAAUAUAAAAGAACAUACUACAUGACAAAGAUGGGUGUUGACGUAGUGUCUGAUGACUUCCUAGCUGAUCAAGCCUUGUGUUAUGUUCAGGCCAUACAGUGGAUUCUGCAUUAUUACUACCAUGGGGUUCAAUCCUGGAGCUGGUUUUAUCCCUACCAUUACGCACCUUUUUUGUCUGAUAUCCAGAACAUCAGUGCACUCAAAAUCCAUUUUGAACUAGGAAAGCCUUUUAAGCCUUUUGAACAGCUUCUAGCUGUACUUCCAGCAGCUAGCAAAAAUUUACUUCCGGAAUGCUACCAGCAUUUGAUGACCAGUGAAGACUCGCCGAUUAUAGAAUAUUACCCGCCUGACUUUAAAACCGACCUGAAUGGGAAGCAGCAGGAGUGGGAAGCUGUGGUUCUGAUCCCUUUCAUUGAUGAGAAGCGGCUGCUGGAAGCCAUGGAGACUUGUAAUCACUCCCUCAAAAAGGAAGAGAGAAAAAGAAACCAGCACAGCGAGUGCCUGAAGUGCUGGUAUGAUGGUGACACCAGCUCCACCUAUGCCUCUCCCUGGCCAGAAAAGUUUCCUGCCAUAGAAAGAUGCUAUGCAAGAUAUGAAAUCAUUUCAUUAGAUGCUUGGCAUGUAGACAUCAGCAAGAACAGAAUAACCAGGGUUGACCAGAAAGCAUUGUAUUUCUGUGGGUUUCCCACCCUGAAACACAUCAAUCACAAAUUUUUUUUAAAGAAAAGUGGAGUUCAAGUGUUUCAGCAAAGCAGUCGUGGCGAAAACAUGAUGUUGGAAAUAUUGAUGAAUGCAGAUUCAGAUGAGGCUAGAAUAGAGAAUAUUGCUUCAUCCAUACUUGGAAAGUCUGUCUUUGUUAAUUGGCCUCAUCUUGAAGAAGCUAGAGUGGUCGGUGUAUCAGAUGGAGAAACUAAGUUUUACUUGGAGGAACCUCCAGGAACACAGAAGCUUUAUUUGGGAAGAACUGCCCCACCAUCUAAAGUGUUUUAUCUUGGAGACAAAGAACAAUCUAACUGGUCAAAGGAAGUUCAGGGAAUUUCAGAAUUCUACUUUAGAAGAAAAGGAAUAAUAAUAAACGAAACACCUGCUAUUGUGUAUGCUCAGUUACUCACAGGCCGAAAAUAUCAGAUCAGUCAGAAAGGUGAUGUUCGUCUGGAGAAGCAGUGGUCACGACAAGUCCUUCCAUUUGUUUUUCAAACUAUUGUCACAGACAUCUGUGCUUUUGACUCACGUUUCUCCAGCAUCAAGACCUUGGGUGACUUGUUUCCUCCUGGGAGCAUGGUCUUCAUGCUUGGCUCUCCCUAUUACGGCUGCACUGGAGAAGUUCAGGACUCCAGGGAUGUGAUCCCAGAAGGCCGGAUUCGGGUACUGUUCAGCAUCCCUUGUGAACCUUCCCUGGAGACUUUGAUUCAGAACCAGCAUAAAUAUUCUAUAAAGUACAACCCAGGAUAUGUGUUGGCCAGUCGCCUUGGAGUGAGUGGAUACCUUGUUUCAAGGUUCACAGGAAGUAUUUUUAUUGGAAGAGGAUCUAGGAGAAACCCUCAUGGAGACCAAAAAGCAAAUGUGGGUUUAAACCUCAAAUUCAACAAAAAAAAUGAGGAAGUUCCUGGCUAUACCAAGAAGGUUGGGAGUGAAUGGAUGUAUUCCUUUGCGGCUGAACAGCUUCUUGUGGAGUACUUGGAGAGAUUUCCCGAGCUGUUCAGUUAUAUAUCCAAAAAUAGCCAAGAGGAUAUAUUCUAUGAAGAUGACAUUUGGCCUGGAGAAAAUGAGAAUGGAGCUGAGAAAGUUCAAGAAAUUAUUACUUGGCUAAAAGGACAUCCUGUCAGCACCUUGUCUCGUUCUUCUUGUGAUUUACAAAUACUGGAUGCAGCAAUUAUUGAGAAAAUUGAAGAAGAAGUUGAAAAAUGCAAGCAGAAAAAGAGUUGUAAAAAGGUGCGAGUGACUGUAAAGCCCUCCUUGCUGUACAGACCUCUGGAACAGCAGCAUGGUGUGGUUCCUGACCGGGAUGCAGAGUUCCGCCUCUUUGACCGGGUGGUAAAUGUGAGAGAGGACUUCUCCGUGCCAGUUGGCCUCCGGGGCACUGUCAUAGGAAUUAAAGGGGCUAAUAGAGAAGCUGAUGUAUUAUUCGAAGUAUUAUUUGAUGAAGAAUUUCCUGGAGGCCUAACAAUACGGUGCUCACCUGGCCGAGGAUACCGACUGCCACCCAGUGCCUUGGUGAACCUUUCUCACGGGACUCGUUCAGAAACCGGGAGCCAGAAGCUCACGGCCAUUGUGAAGCCACAGCCUGCAGCCAGCCACUACAUCUCCCACCCGUCUCUGCCAUCGGGGACCCUAGGUGGUCUCAACCACUCCCCACAGUCACUCUUCGUUCCCACUCAAGUUCCAGCAAAAGAUGACGCUGAGUUCUGUAACAUCUGGCACUCCCUGCAGAGCUCAAGCCCGGGACAAACCUUGAAGCCAACUCUCCAGGAGAAGGGUGCAGUUCUACCUCAAGAGAGUAGUCAAGUGUCUCACCAUCAUAAAUCUGGCUUCAGUGACAACAGUGUCAAAUGUCAGCAAAGAAAACAAGAAUCUCACAGAAAAUUUAAAGAGUCGUCUAAGAGUCCUAAAGCUGAGAGUCGGUCCCAUAAACAGACAGUUGGAGGGCCUGGAAAAUGUAAUAUUAAAUUAUUGAAGAGAAAUGAAAGUGCAGAAGUCUCAGAAAACCAAAAGGUUGUGACUGGUUAUCCAAAUACUAAGAAUAAGCCAAGCCCUGGAAUUGAAAACUUCUUAGCAUCCUUGAGUCUCCUCAAAGAAAAUGAAGGCCAGUCAUCUCAUGAAGAACCAAGUGAAGAACAUUUGUCUCCACAAUCAUUUGCUAUGAAAGGAACACGAAUGCUUAAAGAAAUUCUGAAAAUCGACAGCUCUGACCCAGAGAACCAUAAGAAUGAAAUGAAGCAGAUUGGUAGUGAAGUCACUAAUAAAAAGGAAGGACAUGAACCUUCUUCCCAGUCCAAACAAAUUAAAAAGAUAACCUUGCAUGCAAAUAAACCUCACAGUGCCGCAGAGUACCACCAUGUUCAGUCUAUGGAGAAUGUGUGUUGGCCUACGCCCAGCCAGAUCCCUCCAGUGUCCUCAUCAGUCACAGAACUUUCUCGCAUCUGUUCUCUCAUUGGACUACCACAACCAGACUUCUCCUUCCUCCGAACACCACAGACAAUGACGAUUUGCCAAGUCAAACUGUCCAACGGCUUGUUCAUACAGGGCCCCCAGUGUCCAUCAGAAAACGAAGCCCAGGAGAGAGCUGCAUUCUCUGCUCUCCAGCAGCUGGGCCCCUUUGGGAUGAAUUUCCCUUUGCCUCCACCAAUCUUCCCUGCACCAGGAUACCCUGCUGCCCCUCCAGGGACCCUCCCUCCGGUUUUCCCCCCACCCACAGGCUGGGAUCACUAUGGAAGCAGCUUAGCACUGGGGCCAGCCACCAUCAUGCCGCCACCCACCCAUCUCCCUGGCUCUGUGCCGUGGUGCCCGCCGGGGCCAGCUCCUGGGAAGGCCUUUCAUCACACUGCAUUUGCAGGGACCAUGCCUCUGGCUGGUGGGGGACCCUCCAGGGUGCAUCAUCAGUUCAUACCACUGCAGGUCACUAAAAAACGGGUUGCAAGCAGAAAGAACUAUGAGAAUAAGGAGACCCAAAGUUAUCCCACCACCACCACCCCACAGAGUAAUCAGCCAUCACCUGACGUCAGCAGAGGCAGCAGCCAGGAAAACCCGUCCCCUUCGGCCGAGCUUGUUCCCAGCCUACAGCCCGAAGCUCCUGCCAACACCCCCAGGAACACCCACACACAGGGCCAGGGCCCCCCUUUCCGGAAGGUACCACCAAGUUCGUCCAAGAGAAAACCCAGGAAGCUGGCUGUCAAUUUUGGUAUUUCCAAACCUUCUGAAUAAAUGUAGUAGUUGGAACUACAUUCACUUCUUUUCUUUUCACCCUCCUUUUAUAACCCCAGACCUGUCUCAAAAACUUAGAAUGUGCUCUUUUAAAACAUUUCAGUGGUACACUUUUUCUUGUCUUCAGCCUUUUUCAUGAUGUUUAAAAGGUUACACAUCAGAUUGCACAUUUUGAAUCUGUGCAGUUAGUUUAAAUCAAUUAUACCUCAACAAAGCGGUAAAAAAAGAGAAGAGUGGGGACAAAUUAAAUCCCAUGCUAAAAAUAAAAGCAGUGGGCUAGCUGCAGGCUCAGAAGUACCGUUCUGACCAGUGGCCCAUUUUCAAAACAUCCCAAACCCUGAAUUUGACAUCGGGUUGCAGUUAUCAGCAUUUCUUAUGCGGUUUGUUGAGGAUAAUUAGAGCAUGAAAAUGGGGCCUGGAGCAUAGCUCACUGAACGUGGCUUUCUCUUUGGCCCUGUAACUGUGUUUGGAGGAUGGUCUUAUUUCUGAGUAUUUCUGCUUUUGUGCCCUUUCCUCUCAGAGUACUAGAACCAGCACCAAAUCAGAUGGUGGCACUGCCAGCCUGCUUUAUUCUCAUUUUUGUACCAAAGCCACUUUACAUACAUACUGGCUUUCCUCCGGCUUCUUAGAACUUGAAAGAGCAAUCUAGACUUUUGAGUCAUCACAACUUCUGGAUUAUUCAAGAACCAGCAUGAAUAAUUUCUAAGACAAGUUUCAGAAACUACUACAGGGUACAGCAAUUGAUUCGUAGUUACUUUUCAAAGAAGAAUAAAGUACAAAAUAUGAA